Molecule: messenger RNA, 186 nt
Organism: Angiostrongylus costaricensis
Lineage: Eukaryota; Metazoa; Nematoda; Chromadorea; Rhabditida; Metastrongylidae
Source: the annotation of a GenBank genome assembly
AUGUUCUUGACCUUUUCCACUUGUUUCCAGUCUCUUAAUUCGAUGAGAAGUAAAUUUUCUCAAAUCUUAGGUGAAUGGCAAUGGGCGUGUCGGAGCGGUGAGUGCAUCGCUCGAUACGAUACCUGCGACGGAAUACCGCAGUGCUCAGACGGAUCGGAUGAGUGGAAUUGUGAACGAUGGAGGUAA